ACUGAGUUCAUACAUGAAAUUAAGUGAAAUUGAAAUUUCAUACAUGAAAUUAAGUGAAAUUGAAAUUUCAUACAUGAAAUAAACGGUUUCAUGAGGAAGUAAAACAUUUCUUUUAGAAGAAUUUUGAAAAUAAUUCUUUCCAACCGAUAGCAGUUGUAGACAAGGUUCUAAUACAUAGUCGCCAUUGGCUAGUUCUUACCAUGAAGACGUAAGUAAGUUAUGAACAAUAACAUGAUGUAUUAGAUGUUUUUUAUCUAUUUUUUAUCUAUGGCCCUUACAUUCAGAUGCGAUUAUUACAAUAGUCAACAAUACUAAACUUUACAUCAAGUAUACUGAUGAAUUCCAAGCAUGGUCGUUUCAAGACGGUGAAGCAAUUCUCAUUCUGUUUAGAAAAUAUUUUAAUUUUUAUGUGUUUGUAGUGCUAUUCCAUUUGGAUUUUGAAGGUUUUGCCGAGUGGUACUAGGUGUGUAAUAUUUCAUAACUGCACUCAAUUUAAUCUCAAAGCCUUUUUCAUAUCUCUCAUGGUGACGGGGCAGAAAGGAGCUACGGGAAAAUCAAUCAAACUUCUGUCAAAAUUUUGAUUUUGGGUCGACAAUUGUGUGAAAGAAGAUGCAACAAAUUAAACCUAUAUGACGUAUCUGCUGGUGUUUUUUCGAAUAUUUGCUUCCAGUGUGCUUCCAAGAAUGACCCUUGAUCUGACAUUCAAAAAUUCAAAACAUCGCAUAAAAGGCAAUGAAAACCAGCGAAGACAUAUGGUGGCUCCUUGUAAGAAACGUAGUUGUGCUAAUGCUUGGACAGAAUUUGAUGUUUGGGAGUGAUCAAGCUUCCAGUGGUUAUGAUUUGAUGAAACAUCACAAGGUGUCUCCGUAUAAGUUUUCGCAAAUACGUUACCAACAGGAAGCGGUUCAAGUCUUCAAGAGUUAUUCGUUAAUGCGACGAACGAAGCCAUUGAAACAGGAACUCUAAAAUUAUCAAUUGGACUUCACGAUGACACUGUGGUAACAGCAUCACUAAGCGCACCAAGCAAUUACGACUGUACGGUGCGAUCUGCAGUACCAGCGGACGUUCGUGCACGAUUGGGACUCAGCACGUAUUAUACGCAAUAUGCUCAUGCCUACGGUAUACCGGUACUUAGCUCAAGCCGCGUAAAGCCAAAAGCCCUGGAGCGAGCUUGUUACGUGAUGAGGUUUCUGUUUGCCGAUCGCAAGGAUAUUCGAGACUGGUUCUACAGACGAAAGGGCAGAGCGGGAAUCAUGGCAAGAUCAGAAGGCACAACGAUGAUUCCCGAACACAGUUUCUUGCCAUCGUGGUGGAACGAAAGAGCACGUGGCCUGGGCGCUACUAUUCCCAUUCCCAUUUCCACGGGGGGUGAAGAGAAUCUUUUAUGCGAACGACCAGAUCGCUACUAUAACGAAGACAUCUUUCUUCACGAGUUUGUUCACGGUAUUCAUAACUUGGUUGCGACUGGAGCUAUUCCGACUUUAGAUCGUCGUUUGAAAGCUGCCUACGAGAGUGCUCGUUCCAACAGACUGUGGUGGAGAACGUACGCAUUAAGUACGGACCGUGAAUAUUUUGCCGAAGGUACGUAGAGUUUUUUCAACGUCAACGCAUAUUCAGCUAAACCCAAUGGAAUUCAUAAUGACAUUAACACUCGCAAGAAACUUCAAACAUAUGAUCCCGCUCUUUAUGACUUGAUCAAAGAAGUUUUCCCAUGUGAAAAUGAAUUCUUGAAACGUUGUGAUGCAAGAAAAGGGAAACUGCCGCAACCUUUCAAAAUGGAUUGCAAAGAUGGAGGAACUGUUGUCACAUUAAAACCUGAAACUACACCAGUUCCCCCUCAUUCAACAACUAGUACUCCAUCUAUUUCUAAACCCACCAAUCCAGACACACCGCCCAUUCUUACUUCUUCGAAAUCAGACACUCCACCACUUCCCACAACGCCCAGUACUCCAUCUGUUUCUAAACCCACUAAUCCUGACACACCGCCCGUUACUACUCCAUCAGUUUCAAAAUCUAGUACUUCACAUGUAACCACUCCUCAAGUAACUACAACUCCAAAAAGAACGCCUUGGCCAACAUCAAAUAAACAGUGUAACAAUCAUCACAAACAUUGCAAUGAUUGGGCAAAACUGGUGAAUGUCAACGUAAUCCUGCUUAUAUGUUGCUAUUUUGCUGUCGAUCAUGUAGGAUCUACAAAUACACUACCACACCUCGUGUGACGUGUAGGGACAACCAUAAAAAUUGCCGAUUCUGGGCUUACAGAGGACAUUGUAGAUAUUCAUAUUACUAUAUGACAAAAACUGCAGAAACAGUUGUGGAUUAUGUCGAUGCCUAUUUUUUGUUUUUGUUUGGGGUUUUUUUAUUUUAUAUAGCUAGUACUGAGUUCAUACAUGAAAUUAAGUGAAAUUGAAAUUUCAUACAUGAAAUUAAGUGAAAUUGAAAUUUCAUACAUGAAAUAAACGGUUUCAUGAGGAAGUAAAACAUUUCUUUUAGAAGAAUUUUGAAAAUAAUUCUUUCCAACCGAUAGCAGUUGUAGACAAGGUUCUAAUACAUAGUCGCCAUUGGCUAGUUCUUACCAUGAAGACGUAAGUAAGUUAUGAACAAUAACAUAUGAUGUAUUAGAUAUUUUUAAUCUAUUUUUUAUCUAUGGCCCUUACAUUCAGAUGCGAUUAUUACAAUAGUCAACAAUACUAAACUUUACAUCAAGUAUACUGAUGAAUUCCAAGCAUGGUCGUUUCAAGACGGUGAAGCAAUUCUCAUUCUGUUUAGAAAAUAUUUUAAUUUUUAUGUGUUUGUAGUGCUAUUCCAUUUGGAUUUUGAAGGUUUUGCCGAGUGGUACUAGGUGUGUAAUAUUUCAUAACUGCACUCAAUUUAAUCUCAAAGCCUUUUUCAUAUCUCUCAUGGUGACGGGGCAGAAAGGAGCUACGGGAAAAUCAAUCAAACUUCUGUCAAAAUUUUGAUUUUGGGUCGACAAUUGUGUGAAAGAAGAUGCAACAAAUUAGACCUAUAUGACGUAUCUGCUGGUGUUUUUUCGAAUAUUUGCUUCCAGUGUGCUUCCAAGAAUGACCCUUGAUCUGACAUUCAAAAAUUCAAAACAUCGCAUAAAAGGCAAUGAAAACCAGCGAAGACGUAUGGUGGUUCGUCGUAAGAAACGUAGUUGUGCUAAUGCUUCGACAGAAUUUGAUGUUUGGGAGUGAUCAAGCUUCCAGUGGUUAUGAUUUGAUGAAACAUCACAAGGUGUCUCCGUAUACGGUUAUAUUGGUUGAAUAAGUCUGUUUGGAAGUAUUCAUAGUGACUUGUGUACAAGGAAAAGUUUUCCCAUGUUUAAUAUUUAAAUUCACGCUAUCCAUUUAUAAUUCACUUGAUGUUCAAACUAAGUGAAAGUUUUAAAUUGUAUGAAACAUUGGUUACUUAUAACAUUCUAUGACUGAAUUCACAAAUAAAAAUCGUCCCUUUCGUUGAUUUAUUGCACAUAUACACUUUUUGUCUAUCAUGCUUCACAAUAAAGCUGGGUUCACACUGUGUAAAGGAAAAUUGAUCUGUCAUCAUUGCAAAAUUUACUUCUUUUAUGAUAGAUGAAGGAUAUUAUAUUGCAAAUUAAAGAGUGUUGUCUUCACAUAAUCACAUUAACUUAUGCGUAGAAGAGUAGUUUCUUACGAUAAUUUAAUACGUAGUUCGGAAAUUUAGGCAAACGAAUCACAUCUUAUGCUCACAAAUUAUUUGAAAUAAAGAUGUGGUUAUGCGGGGUUUUUUUUCUUGUAGUUUUCGCAAAUACGUUACCAACAGGAAGCGGUUCAAGUCUUCAAGAGUUAUUCGUUAAUGCGACGAACGAAGCCAUUGAAACAGGAACUCUAAAAUGAUCAAUUGGACUUCACGAUGAUACUGUGGUAACAGCAUCACUAAGCGCACCAAGCAACUACGACUGUACGGUGCAAUCUGCAGUACCAGCGGACGUUCGUGCACGAUUGGGACUCAGCACGUAUUAUACGCAAUAUGCUCAUGCCUACGGUAUACCAGUACUUAGCUCAAGCCGCGUAAAGCCAAAAGCCCUGGAGCGAGCUUGUUACGUGAUGAGGUUUCUGUUUGCCGAUCGCAAGGAUAUUCGAGACUGGUUCUACAGACGAAAGGGCAGAGCGGGAAUCAUGGCAAGAUCAGAAGGCACAACGAUGAUUCCCGAACACAGUUUCUUGCCAUCGUGGUGGAACGAAAGAGCACGUGGCCUGGGCGCUACUAUUCACAUCCCCAUUUCCACGGGGGGUGAAGAGAAUCUUUUAUGCGAACGACCAGAUCGCUACUAUAACGAAGACAUCUUUCUUCACGAGUUUGUUCACGGUAUUCAUAACUUGGGUGCAACUGGAGCUAUUCCGACUUUUGAUCGUCGUUUGAAAGCUGCCUACGAGAGUGCUCGUUCCAACAGACUGUGGUGGAGAACGUACGCAUUAAGUACGGACCGUGAAUAUUUUGCUGAAGGUACGCAGAGUUUUUUCAAUGUCAACGCAUAUUCAGCUAAACCCAAUGGAAUUCAUGAUGACAUUAAUACUCGCAAGAAACUUCAAACAUAUGAUCCCGCUCUUUAUGACUUGAUCAAAGAAGUUUUCCCAUGUGAAAAUGAAUUCUUGAAACGUUGUGAUGCAAGAAAAGGGAAACUGCCGCAACCUUUCAAAAUGGAUUCCAAAGAUGGAGGAACUGUUGUCACAUUAAAACCUGAAACUCCACCAGUUCCCUCAACAACUAGUACUUCAUCUGUUUCUAAACCCACCAAUCCGGACACACCGCCCGUCCCUACUUCUUCAAAAUCAGACACUCCACCAGUUCCCACUCUUCCCACAACGCCCAAUACUCCAUCUGUUUCUAAACCCACUUAUCCAGACACACCGCCCGUUACUACUCCAACAGUUUCAAAAUCUAGUACUUCACAUGUAACCACUCCUCAAGUAACUACAACUCCAAAAAGAACUCCUCCAGUAACUACAACUCCAAAAAGAACUCCUCCAGUAACUACAACACCAAAAAUAACUCCUCGGCCAACAUCAAUGAAACAGUGUAACAAUCAUCACAAACAUUGCAAUGAUUGGGCAAAAACUGGUGAAUGUCAACGUAAUCCUGCUUAUAUGUUGCUGUUUUGCUGUCGAUCAUGUAGGAUCUAUAAAUACACUACCACACCUCGUGUGACGUGUAGGGACAAUCAUAAAAAUUGCCGAUUCUGGGCUUACAGAGGACAUUGUCGAUAUUCAUAUUACUAUAUGACAAAAAACUGCAGAAACAGUUGUGGAUUAUGUCGAUGAUUAUUUUUUGUUUUUGUUGGGUUUUUCUUCAUUUUAUAUAGCUAGCACUGAGUUAUUGUUUUGAUGUACGUUUUUUUCUUGUAAGUAAAAAAUUGAAAUGUA
Molecule: messenger RNA, 5387 nt
Organism: Xenia sp. Carnegie-2017
Lineage: Eukaryota; Metazoa; Cnidaria; Anthozoa; Malacalcyonacea; Xeniidae
Product: gamete and mating-type specific protein A-like
Exons: 19
Coding region: 4071-5285 (404 amino acids)
Molecular function (GO): metallopeptidase activity
Source: RefSeq, a predicted model, not a curated record